AUGUUGCUUGGGGGUGACACUGGCGAGAGCACGGAGGGGACACUGCUUGAGUUUACUGUCGGGGACAUUGAUUUGGAUGAACCUACAGCUGUGCUAUCUCAGUUGAACGUGUGGUUGAAUGAUAAAGGUAAAGCUCUGGCACAAGGGGUCCAAUUACGGAAAAGGAAGAGGAUCAUUCCUUUGUGGAAGAUCGUUGAAGGCAGUGAAUUGGUUCCAAAAACUGGGGCACAGAUAACCGGACUGAAGAUGUUAGACCCAAUGAAGGCGAUUCCGCAUGAUGAUCUGGUGAAAUUGCUGAAACUUUGUUGGGAAUGGCGCCAGGACCCAAAUUUGGUGAUGCAAUUUGGCAACGUGGAAGCUGAGAUUGAAUUCUUCGCUUCCCUCGUGAAAGCUGAUGGUUGGCUGAAAGGAGAUCACAUUGAUUUGGGGUUGUAUCUCAUCCGGAAGCGACAACAACAAUUGGAGACAGAUUCGGUAGAAGUAGCGGACUGGACAACGACCGAUGUUUUUUUUAUGAAUCACAUUCGUACUUGCUUUGCGGAUAAUAAAAGAAAAAAACAGCAGCUUGGGUGGAAAAUCAGAAAAAGUUUACUAAACGUUGUAAAUGGGAAGGUUCCUCCGUGUGGGUUGGAUUGGCAGACCGUCUAUAAGGUGUAUACCCCAUUUAUGUUGACGAAGUACAAGCAUUGGGUGGCUGUAAUGAUUGAUCUGGUAUUGUGUGAAAUCAAAGUGUACGAUUCAAAGGUUUCACUAAUUCCAGAUGACAUCGUAAAGGAAGAACUCGGCCUGCUAUCAAUUACGCUUUCAAAUCUUCUCAACACCAUCGACUUUUAUGAAGAAGGUGUUUAUGCAAACAAUUGCAGCCGAGAUUGGUGGUGUCCGUGGCCAAUAGAGCGUGUGGAUGUUCCACAACAGUCUAAUGAAGGCGAUUGUGGCAUGUUUGUGUUAAAGUACAUUGAGCUUUUCAGCGCUAAGCUUCCGUUAGCUACUUGCACCUCGCACAACAUGCCUUUUUUUCGGUUGAAAUUGGCUGCGGAGAUAACAAGGGGAGAUGCUUACUUCCCAUGAUAUUGGUUGAAGAUGACAAAUGGUACAUGAGAAGGUUUUGGGAAUGUCCAUUCUCAAACUAAUGUAAAUACACAAUAGAGACGUACGGGUCCUUAUCGAAUUCUACCGCUAACUCCUUCAUGACAUUUACAUGUUUGUUAACCAAACUGCAUUGAAUUGGAAUUUUAAGACUGCAUAUGUAAAUUGGGAUUUGAAGAUGGCUUUUUAAGUGUAUUACAUCAUUGCAAAGUGAUAUGUCAUUGUUGAUGCAAGCCAUCAUUAAUCGCAAUGUGUUGCAUCAUAAUAGGUGUCUAAACAUGCGAAAGGUUUUCCGCAGCUCAGUAGCAUAAAAGUAGAAACAAAGACAAUAUACACAAAAUGAACAACAAUUCACAAACGCACCGACAAGCAAUACACACACAACAGACAAACAAUAUACACAAACUUGGCCUGCCAUAUACAGAGAAUAGAUAUGCAAUAUACACACAGUAGACAUGCAAUAUACACACAAUAGACAUGCAAUAUACACACAAUACUCC
Molecule: messenger RNA, 1586 nt
Organism: Prunus persica (peach)
Lineage: Eukaryota; Viridiplantae; Streptophyta; Magnoliopsida; Rosales; Rosaceae
Exons: 5
Coding region: 1-1068 (355 amino acids)
Biological process (GO): protein desumoylation
Cellular component (GO): nucleus
Molecular function (GO): deSUMOylase activity
Source: RefSeq, a predicted model, not a curated record